AUGGGUUCCUGCAUUAGCAAAUGCUCACCCAAAAAACACUUUCUACAAGAAUUUAACAAUGUCCAAGACAAGUUGGUGAUUUCACAACCUCCUCCUACGAUCACCAUCCCUCCAAUUUCUGCUUCCAGCAAAAUCUCACCUUGUCCUCAAUCCCCUUGCAACUCCAGUUCCUCUGCCUCCUCUAUCACUUGCACCACAAGCACUUCCAACUCAAGCGCUUCCUCAUUGAGCUCAGCCUUGUCAAGUGCUUCUACGGUCUCCAGCUCGAAAAUCGACCGGUCUUUCUCCAACGAGUUCUUGUGGUCGUGUUACAAGGAAAACCCGCAUGUCAUUCGGAUUAACUCGAUCAAAGACGCAAGCUUUUCGAGGUUUUCCUCAUCGGCAUUGCGACAAAAGCCGGUUUUGGCCACAGAGGUGAACAAAAAGCUGAACAAGAAGCAGCCGCCGAGCCCGAAAAGGGGAAAUGUAUCAGUUACACCACAGAAGAGAGUGAGAUCAAGCUCACCAACUUCUCUAGGAAGGCAAAAGAGCUUCCGAAAAGAGCCAGAGAGGCCAAUGAUCUCUGCAUAUUCACAUCCAAGUAGAACUUUGAGGUCACCCUCUCCAAGUAGAAGGUUCAACAUGCCAAUCCCCCCCAAAGAAAGCCAUUUGAGGCCUAAUAAUGCAUUGAAUGUUAGGCCUGCAGGUUCAAAUUGUUGCGCAACUAAAUCCACAUCCAGAGCUCGUAUCGAGCCACACAACCCCAACAUAAAUUACAACAAUUCGAGCCGGCUUCUUCGGCCGUGUUUGAAGAGCAGAGAAACAGAGAUGAGAAUUCACAGGAUCACAUCUAAAAUUGAUGAGGUUGCAGCUGGAGAAGCAGUAGCUGACUAUAUGGACUCACUUCCUGCUGAGGACAUUGAUAACCCUUUACUAUCUCUUGAUUGUUUUAUUUUCGUGUAG
Messenger RNA from Pyrus x bretschneideri (Chinese white pear), 942 nucleotides. RefSeq lists its product as uncharacterized. The record is from RefSeq and is a predicted model, not a curated record. The coding region runs from base 1 to 942 and encodes 313 amino acids. The transcript has a single exon. Lineage: Eukaryota; Viridiplantae; Streptophyta; Magnoliopsida; Rosales; Rosaceae.